This is a messenger RNA of Monoraphidium neglectum, 525 nucleotides long. RefSeq lists its product as hypothetical. NCBI's taxonomy places the organism in Eukaryota, Viridiplantae, Chlorophyta, Chlorophyceae, Sphaeropleales, Selenastraceae. The record is from RefSeq and is a predicted model, not a curated record. The coding region runs from base 1 to 525 and encodes 174 amino acids. The transcript has 2 exons.
AUGACGAGUGCAUCAGUGAAGGCCGCGCAGGCGCAGCGCCUAACAGGAUUCAAAUCGGGAAGCAAGAGGUCGUUGAUCGUACGGGCAGUUACGCACCCCGGCAGCACCAUUAGCGCCGGCAGCACCUUCAGCUUGACUACGGCAGCGCGCAUCAAGGAGCAGGACAUUGCGCUGUCGUCGCUCGACGAGCGCGCGGCGCUGGUGCAAGCCACGAUGUGCUUCAAGGAGCUGGCCUCUGAACUGCAUCAGGCGGCUUCAGCGGAGGGCGUCGCCCACCCCGCCGUGCGCAACACCUGCAUCAGCGUCGCAGAGCGGGAGCUCCUGCGCAUCAGGCGCAGCAAGGCCCUCCGGGCCAACGGGGCGGCCAAUGAUGUCGAGAAUGAGGCCAUAGACCGCCUGAUCGAGAACCUCGACGAGGAGGUGGCCGCCUGGGAGGGGAACGGCAGCGGCAUCAGCAGCGGCGAGGAUGGCGGCGGCAGGAAGCCUGACCCCUCCACGGGCAGGGUGCCGACUGAGGCCAUGUGA